This is a messenger RNA of Malus domestica (apple), 2167 nucleotides long. RefSeq names its product RNA polymerase sigma factor sigC. Gene Ontology annotation, molecular function: DNA-binding transcription factor activity. Gene Ontology annotation, biological process: DNA-templated transcription initiation; regulation of DNA-templated transcription. Lineage: Eukaryota; Viridiplantae; Streptophyta; Magnoliopsida; Rosales; Rosaceae. The record is from RefSeq and is a predicted model, not a curated record.
AAAAAAAGAAAGAAAUAGUUGGGGAAUUUAUUACUUGUCGAGGAAACAAAACCCCAUGAAGAUUUUUUUGGUGGCUGAUGAGGAAUGAGGAUUUAAUGGACCCUAUUUCUCUACCACUUUUAGCUGCCAAGAAGAAAGACACCCAAAGGAGGCAAUGGGGUUUGGUUUUAGGCUGAACCUCCUCAAGUCCGGCUUCCCACUUCAGCGUUCGCACUGGCAAACUGCUUCUUCUCCUUCCAAGCUCUCUUCUGCUUCUGUUAGAGGCAGGGAGGGCUCUUUCAACUCAGCAAGGCUGUCAUUUCUGUCAAUUAUUUCUGAGGAAGGCGAGACUUCCGGUAAAGAUACUCUGAAAAUCUACUCUUGCUCAUCUGCUUCCCCACAAAUCUUAGAGGAUGGCUUCUCAAAUUUGGAAGAGAUAAGAUUUAGGAGGGUGCCAAAGAGUAGUUCAUCAAAUACGACUGGGAAUAACCAGAUGCCUGACGGUGACUUUAGAUCCAGCAAAGGCUUAGAAGCUUGCAGUGCAGCUCAUUUUAGUUUGUUACUGAAAAAUCUUGAUGCUCUGGAGGAGACUUUUGCUAAUUCGGAUGUGUUAAAGUUGGAAAAUGAGAUACUUUCGCAGUUAGGAAGGCUUGGAGCUCUACAGUUAUUCAAUGCCUAUCUGUCGAGAACUCUUACAUCUUCAAGUUUUUUGGAUUUGUCUGACAUACCUACGGUACCCAUUGAAGAGUAUAAGAUGGAUAAGAAAGUAGAUAAUGACAGAGGCAAGACUAUUGUUUGGUCUGGGAAGAAGGAAGAACGAAGAUCAAGGAAAAGAGCAUCAGAUAAUGCUAGAGUUUCUUCUGAAUUAUUGUCUCCUAAAACAACUUGGGAAGGUUUUAAGCCGCCUACUGUUUCAUCAGCAAAAAGAGCAUCAACUUCUCGAAGGAGAAGACCUACAAUUGUUCUAAAUGAGGCAGAACUGUCAACCGGGGUUAAGGUGAUCGCCAAAUUGGAGAGAGUUAAGGCAACUUUGGAAAAGGAAACUGGUACCGUAGCUACCUUAAGUUGCUGGGCGGAAGCAGCUGGAGUACACAAGAAGGUGCUGUUACAGAAAUUGCAUUUUGGUUGGUAUUGCCAGGAUGAGCUUAUAAGGAGCACUCGCUCCUUAGUCCUAUACCUAGCUAGAAGCUAUAGAGGGCUAGGCGUAGCCAUGGAUGAUUUACUGCAGGCUGGAAACUUGGGUCUCCUGCAAGGUGCAGAAAGGUAUGAUCCCUCGAGGGGUUACAGAUUUUCAACCUACGUCCGGUAUUGGAUAAAGAAAUCAAUGUCAAGAUUGGUGGCACGGCAUGCUAGGGGGAUCCAAAUUCCUUUCACGCUAAGCAAGGCAAUAAAUCAGAUACAGAAAGCUCGCAAAGCCACUUACAACAGCCAAAUGAAAUACCCCGACGAUGAUGAAAUUGCAAAGAUUACAGGUCUUUCUUUGGCGAGAAUCAAAUCAGCUAGCACAUGCUUGAGAGUUGUGGGUUCGAUAGAUGACAAGAUGUGGGAUAGCUCUGCUGGGACAUUUAUGGAAUUUACAGCGGACAAAUCAAUAAAGAGCCCUGAAGAAACUGUAACGAGGCAACACAUGAAAAAAGACAUUCAUGAUCUGCUCAAGUGCUUGAACUCGAAGGAGAGGCAAGUGUUGGUGCUGCGAUAUGGACUAAACAACUACGACCCCAAGUCACUCGAGGAGAUUGGAAAGCUUUUCGAUGUGAGCAAGGAGUGGAUACGGAAGAUAGAAAAGAAAGCUCUCACGAAGCUAAGGGACGAUGAAACACACAGAAGUUUAAGCCAUUACUUGAAUAACUAGUAGAUUCAGAGUAACACGAAAAAGAGCAAGUCAUUCUGAGUUUCUCUAUCAGAAUCAUGGGUGACCUUCGGUUUUGUUCCGCGCCAAAAUUUCAGCUCACAACACUACCAUGGGAAUUUUUCCGUUCUCUCAUGUGAAGAUCAUAUGCUGUUGUAUUGUAUCCUUAGCAUUCUUUCAUUUCCCUUGGUGGGAUUGUAUAGUAUAGAGGCGGCCGUAUGGCGCGUAUUGUAUAUUUGAUCAAAUGGUGGUGUUUAUACACAAGGGAUUGCUCUAAUGACGCGGUUAAACUCCGUUAAUCUAGCUUAUUUGAUGAAUGCUAAAUUGAUUCCCUCCGGA